AGCGGAACACGUACUGUUCUGUUAACCAAAUUAUUGCAAUUCGUCAGUUGUAAGAAGUUUUUCGUAUAAUUUCAUUAUAAUGAAGUGUUCAUAUAAGUUGUUGGUAGUGUUGUCUGUGUUGCUUGUUUGUGGAAGUGUUCCUUCGUUUCACAUUCAUCGAAAUUAUAAAAAGUGUGGCGUGGAAGCAAGUUCGAACCUUAUCCACAGGAAUCCAUGGUUGGUUUUCCUGGAGUUCCACGACCAAAGCGAUAUGAUCGACAUUCGAUGUGCUGGUACCCUCAUUGAUAUGUGGCACGUCGUCACAGCAGCACAUUGUGUGAAACACUAUACAUCCAAGUUAGUAGCCCGUUUCGGUGAAUACGAUGUAUCGAAAAGUAAGGACUGUAUGUUUAGCGUAUGCGCCGAUCCUGUAGUCAAGAUAGAGGUGGAGGAAGUGAUAGUUCCUGGUGGAUACAAAAACCACGAGUAUGGCAGCGAUAUAGCGAUACUUAAAUUGAAAUAUCGGGCACCGUAUACAGAUUUCAUUCGUCCAGUCUGCUUGCCCACCGGUCCAAUAAACCAAAACGCCAUCUUCAUUGCCACUGGUUGGGGGGAAAUGAUCAGUUCCAACCUAUACAGCGAUACCAAAAAGAUGAUACCACUCCCAUUCUGCUCACUCGAUGACUGCAGAAGGGUGUACUCUCGUAUAAAUUUACCCGAUGACAUCAUCUGCGCUGGUGGCGUAAACGGUAUGGAUACUUGCAGAGGGGAUUCCGGGGGGCCUUUGCUGUGGAUAAGGGAGAGAGUCGAACUACGCGGAGUGAUCAACACUGGUUACAGCCGUUGUGGGACAGAAGGCUUUCCCGGUCUUUACAUUAGUGUAGAAAAUCAUCUGGAGUGGAUUGAGGCGAUUCGCAAUGGUUAUUAUGAUGGUAGCAUAAGAUUAAUCUUAAGCUUAAAUUAAAGGUUUAAUUUUAAAUAUAGUUCAAUUAUUUAAGUUUUUAUAAAAAUGAAAAAAAAAAAAACAGUACGUACAAUAAUACAGGAGGUAAGCAAUAGUAUUGAUAUAAAGUAAACACUUGAUUUUGUAUUUGAAAGUAAUUGAUUUGCCAUCAAUUGAUGGAUUAAAUAAUAAAUUAAAUAUUAUUUAUAAGUACGUAUAUAAAUAAUAUUUAAUUUAUUAUUUUCAGAAACAUAUUUAUAUUUCAUCAACUUAUAUAUUUUAUAAUAUCAUGAUCAUAUCGAUCAGGCGAUAAAGUCCUCCUGUAUUAGUGUUUAUUUAUUAAUUUAUUUCUAAGGCCAAAUUUAUUCCAUUUUAAGGCUGGUUUUUUUGUUUCAUAAAUAAGUACUUAUACUCAAAAUAGGUUUUAGGUUAAAAAAUAAGUAAAUAAAAUAAAUCUUAUUGUUAUUUCUCUAUAGUAAAAAAUAGUAUUAUGUUCACGUGUUGUUUUGGUGUCUAUCAAAAAUUUUAAUUUCAAAGGAACAUUUAAAUUUUAACGUAGCUCGAAGAACUGACAACUGACUGGGAAGGAAGGUAGGUUCUCGAGGGUUCCGUACAAGCAAACGCAGUCUAGGAUGACCCAUACUAGUUGGAGUGACCACUUCAAAUGCAUCGCAGAGAGUCAGUGGAUACAGGUGGCUCAGAACUGUUCCUUAUGGCAGUCCAUGGAGCAGGUUAUGCUGAGCAGUGGAUGGAAAAUGGCUGCUAUGAUGAUGAUUUAAAAUUAAAUACAUCUAUAACUCAUAACACUUGGAAAUUUAAAAUUUAGACGAAUUUAGACGAAAAUGGUAGAUACUUGUUGAAAUGCACUAUAUUACGUUUUACACGCAAUUCCCUCUAGUAUAUUGAACUAGCGUUAAUUUUGCAUAAUAAUGAAAUAAUAAACUAUAAAUUAGAAACUGAUGGGUUACUGACGACAAUUACCACAUUUAACAUUUCAUUAAAGACUAUUUUUCAUUCCAAUUAAUAAUUUACUAAUAGUUACCGAAUUGAGAUUAAAUUUAAAGUAACGGACGACGCACAUUAUUGUCUACGACUAUGACAUGUUAUUCUUAAACUUCGCUUUAAUUUAAAUACACUAUUGGGAAUUAGUGAUGAAAAAUUUUUGCAUGUAAAGAGGUAAAAUUUGGUUCAAUCGUGACCACGACGUGAUGCAAUCCACGGCGAACCGUCGCCGGCAAUAAAAAUUAGGUAUAUAGGUACAAUUUACAUGCAAAAAUAUGUCAUUGCGUUAUGUUCCUAUACUUUAUGAUAUGUUUUUAUCUAAAUAUAAUAUUAAUUACAUGCAGUAAAGAUUGUAUUGAGUCAGGAAUCUCUAGUCAGGAUUGAUCUGGAUUUUAGGUAUUAAUAUUUGAAAUUUAUCUACAAAUAGUUAUAAUAUGUAUAUACUGGUCCAAUGACGAAUACGUUAAAAGUCUGUUAUUCAAAAAAUAAUAAUGAUUAACAGACUUUACGUUUAUUGUUUUUUCCAACACCAAAGUCCAGAGGAAUACAAUGUAUAGAUAUUGGAGCGAUAUUAUAAAUGCUAAUAAUAUAUAAUCUAUACCAAACUUCUUUAAAUAUGAUACGUCAUGUUUAUAUAUUUAGAUUUUUAAUAAUACCAAAAAAUAAUACCAAAAACGAUUAUAUGUGUACAUUCAUUUGUAUACAUCAAUUAACACGACUGCCAGAAUAGUAUUAGCUGUGUUUCACGGCUUCACCUGUAUAAAUCAGUAUAUACAGU
Messenger RNA from Galleria mellonella (greater wax moth), 2702 nucleotides. Its product is annotated as CLIP domain-containing serine protease HP8-like. The coding region runs from base 80 to 943 and encodes 287 amino acids. The record is from RefSeq and is a predicted model, not a curated record. The transcript is spliced from 4 exons. Gene Ontology annotation, biological process: proteolysis. Gene Ontology annotation, molecular function: serine-type endopeptidase activity. Lineage: Eukaryota; Metazoa; Arthropoda; Insecta; Lepidoptera; Pyralidae.